Messenger RNA from Adineta ricciae, 951 nucleotides. The record is from the annotation of a GenBank genome assembly. NCBI's taxonomy places the organism in Eukaryota, Metazoa, Rotifera, Eurotatoria, Adinetida, Adinetidae.
AUGACAUCGUCUGUUGAGAACAAUAUAUCGUCAUCUUCAGAGGAUAAAUUCGUAGAACCAUUACGUUUCUGGAUUUUUCUUCUGCUUGACAUUCCUGCAAUUGCGUGUUCCAUCUUCGCACUCUAUCACAUCUUUAAACAGCGGAAACUACGAGAAAGUCUGUAUAACCAUACCAUAAUACUUAUACUUUCUUUUAAUACGGUCUAUCAACUGAUCGAUAUUCCAUUACAUAUACAAUAUUUUCGAACAGGUGCUGUUCGUCCAACUUCAACAGCAAUUUGUCUCAUUUGGUGGUUUAUUGACUAUGGCUUCUUUUUCAUUGAUCUCGUUUUACUCAUGUGGACAUCAUUUGAACGACAUCUUCUAAUCUUUCACAAAUCAUUGGUAGAUAAUCGUGGAAAACGUUUGCUCGUGCAUUAUCUGCCAUUAUUUGUGCUAGUUAUUUCGAUGCUUUGUUUCUAUAUCAUAGUCAUUUUUGCACCACCGUGUCACAAUACCUUCAACUUUUCACAGAAUUACUGUGGUACACCUGGAUGUUACCAUUCGAUCCCGAUUUUGGCCAUGAUAGAACGAAUUGGUUUUGCUAUAGUACCAACGUUUCUUAUCACUAUUUUGAGCGUAGCAUUGUUCGCACGCAUUAUUUGGCAAAAGCAUCGAGUUCAACGAAAUGUGGAAUGGCGAAAGCAACGGAAAAUAACUAUCAAUACCAUUCUUAUGUCAUCAACAUAUUUAUGUUUUGACUUACCACUGUCCAUUAUCGACAUUGUUCAUUUAAGUGGUUCAACUGAUUGGGCUAAUGAUGCAUUGCCAGCACUCUACUAUCUCUCGUAUUUUCCCAUUAUGUUAUUACCGUUCGUAUGUCUUGGCUCCAUACCCGAGUUGCGCAACAAAAUAAAAAUACUCAAUUUACAACAAAGAACACACAUUACGCCAACAGUGGCACACACAUAA